AUGGCUUCAGCGCCGAACGCUAAGGCCAUUUUCGGUGCUGUGUUGCAUUUUACCAGAUAAGGCCUCUUCCAACGCCAUGCGAGUAAUGGAGUCAGUCUCACUCCUGAUGAGGCCAGAGCUGCCAUAGCCGAACUACCCGAAGCACAUCGCCGUCAAAAAGAUCUCAAUAAGAAGUUCGAAAAGAAAGGAGACGAAGGAAGUCUCGAUUUUGCAGGAUUCUUCGAAUUUGUCGACCCUGGCAGAGAAAGAGGCGUACAGAGAUCCACGAGAAAAUCGAAUUCGGUAAGGGAAAUAUCAGAUCCGAACUAUGUCAGGUCAUUCUUUAAGCAACGCGUGUUGUCCGCCAUGCCAAAAUUUGUGGAAUGGAAGGGAAAGAACCUCGACGACACGACCGUCUCACUAGGUGAUAACCUUCUUCAGAUACUUCUGAAAGAGUUGAUAGUACAGCUCAGGUGGUCAACUGAUUACGGCUCAUUCUCGAUGAGGGACAAUUUUGUCGAAGCCGAGACGUUUAUGGGACAAGCCUUCGCCUUAAUAUGGAAAAGAUCAGGUGUCAUAGCCUCCCAACCCGCCAACCUGACCGAGAAAUAUUGUAGUUCUGGCUCGGCCUGA
This is a messenger RNA of Haemonchus placei, 612 nucleotides long. The record is from the annotation of a GenBank genome assembly. NCBI's taxonomy places the organism in Eukaryota, Metazoa, Nematoda, Chromadorea, Rhabditida, Trichostrongylidae.